UUUUCUGUUAGUGGCACCGAGGCUGGCCUGUCGAUAGCACGAGAGUUAUUUCAUCUAUCAGCACUUUUCGGCUCGGAUCGGUGAAGCCGAUAAGCUUGACACGCAUAGAAUUUGAUAUCAAGAAAAGCUGUUAAGUGAACGUUUUAUUGAUACAACUGCCGCGUCGUUCAUCGUGGAAGGAAGUUGUUUUCGACGAUACAGAUGUGUCUAAUAAAUUAAUUUAGACGGCAGUUAUUAACACCCGGUAUGAAUUUUCUCUAUUGCGUCAGACUAAUUUGUAAUAAAAAAAAAUGAUCUGUCCGUUUCGAAGAUAAUUCGUACAACGAUACAGAAAUAUUUGUUAGUAAAAUGUCAAUCUAAUUAUAAAUUUGAACUGUCGAUGACAAAACUUGGUGUGACGUGAUCGAACUAUUAAAUAUAAUUGGAUUUCAAUUAUCUUAUUGAAUUUUUCUUAAUUCACGAUUAAAUGAUAAACAAUUAUUGUGUGAUUAAGAACAAUCAGAUAGAAAAAAAUGUGAAUGUGUCUUUUUGAGGACAGACGUAUCUAGAGUGAAAUAUUUUACAUCUAUACCUCAACAUAUGAUCAAAAAUAAAUUAAUAACGCAACGAAUGGAAUUGUGACGUGCAAGAGGCGUCAAAAGGAUUUGUUUUGGACAUGCAUUGGAUGAAGAUAACAUGAAGUUUUCUUGCUUUCCAAAAAGCAUCAUUCCGGAAAAGCGUAGCAUUAAUGUUACCCUUCCGCCGGGCCACAAGGAAUCUAAUAAUUUUGUAGGCGUUAUACCGUAUAAUCCAAUAUUCGGCACCCAUACUCAGUAUUCUACGCCAAUUAUAAAUGGCAGCGGUCCACCAUCAUCCACAUCAUCCACACAGUCUACAAUAUCACCGUCGCCAUCUCAGGCCAAUAAUCUCACGCAUCAAGAACCAUCCAGAUUAGGAAAUGCAACUGUUAUCGAAAAUAAUGAACAGCACGUAAAUAAUCCAAGGGGUGGCGUCAUUGGAAGAACGCCGACGCCACCCUCGGCGCCUACACCCGUAUACGAAAAAGAUGCCAGGAGUGCGAGACAAAUUAAAAGAGCCAUUUUGGAGAAUGAAUUUCUAGGUAAUCUCGAAGAGAAUCAAGUUGAAGCACUCGUCUCUGCAAUGUAUCCCAAACAAAUUCUAGCUGAUACUCUAGUCAUCCGGGAAGGUGACAUAGGCUCACAUUUAUAUGUAUCCGCGGAGGGAGAGUUUGAAAUUUACGAAGGAAGUAAAUUUCAAAGACGCUUCGGGCCAGGAAUUGCAUUUGGAGAGCUCGCUCUAUUGUAUAAUACAAAAAGGCUUCGUUCUAUCAACGUAAAGACAAAUGGAAAAGUAUGGGUGUUGGACAGAUCAGUAUUUCUCACUAUAAUGAUGAGAACAGCCCAAGAACAAUUGGAAAGCAAUAUCCGUUUUCUUCAACGCGUUUCCGUUCUUCAAAAACUGCCCGAACCCAAGGAUCAUGUGCUCGCGAAAAUAUCUGAUCUUAUAAGAAUAGAAUUUUUUCCGGCUGGAGCAAAAAUAUUGCGGCAAGGCGAAAAAGGUGAGAAAUUUUAUAUGAUCAGUGGUGGUAACGUACGUAUCACUAAGGAUACCGAAUACGGAGGCGAAGAAGAACUCGUUGUUCUCGGCAAAGGAGAUUAUUUUGGUGAAUUGGCUCUCUAUGAUGACGGGGGUGAACGACGUGCCAACGCAAUUGCGCUUGCACCUGGUGUCGAAUGUCUGACAUUGGAUAGAACGUCAUUCUUAAACUACCUGGGCAGUCUGGACGAAAUUCGUAACAAGGACUGGUUAGCAGAGUAUGAGCAGCAGAAGCGUUCAUUAACUCCGAAAAAGUGGACUAAUGAAUAUGCAAAUUUGACCUUAGCCGAUCUCGAGACGAGAGGAACGUUAGGAGUUGGUGGAUUUGGUCGCGUCGAAUUAGUUACGCUUAGAUCUGAUUCGAACAAAAGUUUCGCUUUGAAGAAACUCAAAAAGAAGGUCAUGGUCGAGCAACAACAACAAGAGCAUGUGCUAAACGAAAAACACAUUAUGCAGGCGUGCGAUUCGCCAUUCAUAUGCAAGCUUUAUCAGACAUACAAGGAUAAUAAAUACGUCUAUUUCCUAAUGGAAGUAUGUCUCGGGGGAGAUGUAUGGACGACCCUGCAAAAGAGACGCUGCUUCGAUGACGCUACCGCACAAUUCAUGGUCGGUUGCGUAGUGGAAGCUCUCGAUCAUCUCCAUUCAUUAAAUAUUGUUUAUCGCGAUCUUAAACCCGAAAAUCUUAUGCUGGACAUGCGCGGUUACUUAAAGUUGGUGGACUUUGGCUUUAGUAAAAAAAUUGGUCCGGCCAAAUUAUGGACGUUUGCCGGCACACCUGAAUACGUCGCACCGGAAAUUAUUUUGAAUAAAGGGCACGAUAGGGCGGUGGAUUAUUGGGCCCUCGGUAUCUUAACGCACGAGCUUCUCAUCGGUAAACCGCCUUUCCGAGGAUCCGAUCAUAUGACUACUUAUAAUAAAAUCUUGAAAGGAAUUGAGGUGAUCGGUAUACCAAGCAUUGUUAAUAAAAACGCUAAUAAUCUCAUUAAGAAGCUACUUCGUUUAAGUCCCUCGGAACGAUUAGGUUAUCAACGAAACGGAAUACAAGAUAUUCGCGAUCACAAAUGGUUUUCCGGAUUCAACUGGCAAGCACUUCAAAGAUUAGCUUUACCAGCUCCCAUUGUACCAACGGUGCGACAUCAACUCGAUACACGGAAUUUCGAAAGAUAUCCACCAGAUCGUGACAUUCCACCAGAUGAGUUUUCCGGUUGGGAUAUCGAAUUUUAAGAAUAAAUGUUAUCUCGAUAUAAUAACUAAAUAAUAGAUAUAAAAAUAUAACACGAUCUUUUGUUAUAAAAAAAGU
This is a messenger RNA of Camponotus floridanus (Florida carpenter ant), 2896 nucleotides long. Its product is annotated as cGMP-dependent protein kinase, isozyme 1-like. NCBI's taxonomy places the organism in Eukaryota, Metazoa, Arthropoda, Insecta, Hymenoptera, Formicidae. Gene Ontology annotation, molecular function: ATP binding; cGMP-dependent protein kinase activity. Gene Ontology annotation, biological process: protein phosphorylation. The record is from RefSeq and is a predicted model, not a curated record. The transcript has 13 exons. The coding region runs from base 676 to 2820 and encodes 714 amino acids.